CAAACAUUCAUCGGCGAGUGUUUUGUGUUUUCCCACCUUGAAUCUUGAAUGCCGAGGUCAUUGUGAAGUGAGUCGCGUUUUGUAGAAUUUUUUAGAUAACCGGACGAAAGAUUGCUUUAAUGUUGCUCGCCGCAACAGCAUGGGUGCAAACAUCUCCCAGCUCGAGCGUGAUAUCGGAUCGGAUCAGUUUCCCCCGAACGAGCACUACUUUGGGUUGGUCAACUUCGGAAACACCUGCUACAGUAACUCGGUCCUGCAGGCGCUCUACUUCUGUCGGCCAUUCCGGGAGAAGGUGCUAGAGUACAAGGCCAAGAACCGUCGCACGAAGGAAACGCUGCUGUCCUGUUUGGCCGAUCUGUUCUACAGCAUAGCGACACAGAAGAAGAAGGUGGGCUCGAUUGCUCCGAAAAAGUUCAUCGCCCGGCUGCGCAAGGAGAAGGAAGAGUUUGAUAAUUAUAUGCAACAAGAUGCGCACGAAUUCCUCAACUUUCUCAUCAACCACAUCAACGAGAUCAUUCUGGCCGAACGCAACCAGGCGAAGGCGCCGGCCGGGAAGGGCAGCAACAGUAGCAACAGCAGCAGUAACAACACCAACAACAUCAGCAACGGUACGGGAAGCAAUGGGACGGUGGGAGGCCAUACCGGCAGUCUGGGGCCGUCGGAUAACGCGAGCAGCACGGAACCGACGUGGGUGCACGAGAUAUUUCAGGGCAUCCUGACGAGCGAGACGCGCUGUCUGAACUGCGAGACCGUCAGCAGCAAGGAUGAGAACUUCUUCGAUCUGCAGGUGGACGUCGAUCAGAACACCAGCAUCACGCACUGUUUGCGGUGCUUCAGCAACACGGAAACGUUGUGUAGUGAUAACAAAUUCAAAUGUGAUAACUGCUGUAGCUACCAGGAAGCGCAGAAGCGGAUGCGGGUCAAGAAGUUGCCGAUGAUCCUGGCGCUCCACCUGAAGCGCUUCAAGUACAUGGAGCAGUACAAUCGCCACAUCAAGGUGUCGCACCGGGUCGUGUUUCCGCUGGAGCUGCGACUCUUCAAUACGUCCGAUGAUGCAGUGAACCCCGACCGACUGUACGACCUUAUGGCGGUGGUCAUCCACUGUGGUUCCGGUCCGAACCGGGGCCACUACAUCAGUAUCGUUAAAAGCCACGGCUUUUGGCUGCUGUUCGACGACGACAUGGUCGACAAAAUAGAGGCUUCCACCAUCGAGGAUUUCUACGGGCUUACGUCGGACAUUCAGAAAUCGUCGGAAACGGGCUACAUCCUGUUCUACCAGUCUCGUGACUGUGCCUGAGGGGCGAUCGAAGCAACCGUAGCCGGGUAACACGGUGUGAAAAAGUGCCCAUCGCCUGCUAAGAUUUUAGUGAAAAUGGUGACGUUUCGGGGAAAGUGCAUGAAAAAUGGCACCUUGUGAAGCGAGCAAAGCGGUGGCCACCACCGGCGGUGGCGUACUCUAGAGAGGUUGACCAGUUUGUUUUGUUAAAUCUAUUUAUUUUGCUGGCGCAGAGUUAGGAAUAUAGUUUUUCUAUAGAUGAUAUUGGUUUGUGUAGCGGUAAGAGCAUUAAGCACUUAACAAACACCCUUUUCGAGUAGUUUCUUUCAACUGUAGAUUAUCUAUUGGUACGAGCAAAGGAUCAGUUCCAGGAAGCAAGCAGCUAGGGCCGGUAGUUUAUAAAACACGAAUCGUUAUCGUUGUGCAAGGCCAGAGGGAGGUCGAUUAAAUCAAUCAAAAUUAAGCAACCGUUUGAUGGCAACAACAGGGAACGAUAGAAGAAACGUCCGCAAAGCGUUGGGGAUACACGUGGAAGGGAAUGUUAGAAGUUUUCCCCGGCCAGAACAAGGCUCUCAGCCGGUUUCGUUUAGUUUUCCCGCCACAGAACCACAUACGGCACCCGUUCCGUGGUGCGGAUAACCCUGUAACACUUAAUAGAAGUUAUACUUAUGCAGCAUUUUUAGACUAAAAUUGGGAGAAAGGUGCAAGAAGAUCGGAAAAUCUCAUCCGGACAGGACUAAAAGUGAAAACACCUCAACGAAUUCAGGGCGGUAAGAGGCACACACAUUUAAAACGUAAGUGAACAAAAGGAUCUUGCCAUGGCAGCCGGAAGAGGACAACCAACCUUAUGUGAAACGAAAGUCACUUUUAAAUGCCAAUAAUGAUAGGAAUACCGUAACUAAAUAAACAAUAAUGGAACU
This is a messenger RNA of Anopheles bellator, 2196 nucleotides long. RefSeq names its product ubiquitin carboxyl-terminal hydrolase 46 (gene Usp12-46). Gene Ontology annotation, biological process: protein deubiquitination. NCBI's taxonomy places the organism in Eukaryota, Metazoa, Arthropoda, Insecta, Diptera, Culicidae. Gene Ontology annotation, molecular function: cysteine-type deubiquitinase activity; cysteine-type endopeptidase activity. The record is from RefSeq and is a predicted model, not a curated record. The transcript is spliced from 5 exons. Gene Ontology annotation, cellular component: nucleus; cytosol. The coding region runs from base 140 to 1297 and encodes 385 amino acids.